GUCACGGGUUGCAAAACCAAGAGCAAGCUUCGUGUUGGAUAAAAACGCACAACUGCUAGUCUACAAAUGGCUUAAGAGUCUGCGUUUUCCGGAUGGACAUGCAUCGAACAUAUCAAGGCUGGUUAAUAUAGAGGACUGCAGAUUGUAUGGAAUGAAGAGUCAUGACUGCCACGUGUUUAUGCAAACACUCAUCCCAUUAGCUUUUUGUGAUUUGUUGUCAAAGGGAAUAUGGGAUGCACUCACGGAGAUCAGUCAUUUCUUCAGAGAUAUAUGCUCCAGCAAGUUGAAUGUUGAUCACAUUGAGAGGCUUCAAACGAAUAUCGUCGAGACACUAUGCAAACUUGAGAUGAUAUUCCCUCCAUCAUUUUUUGACUCAAUGGAGCAUCUCCCUAUACAUCUACCGUUCGAGGCAAAAGCUGGAGGACCGGUCCAAUAUAGAUGGAUGUACCCAUUCGAACGGUACUUGUUUAAUCUCAAGAAAAAGGUUAAGAACAAGGCGCAUGUUGAGGCUUCGAUAUGUGAGGCCUAUAUUGUUGAGGAGAUCUCAACAUUUAUCUCGUACUAUUUCGAACCUCAUCUGAGAACGAGAAUCAAUCGCGUUCCACGACAUGAUGAUGGCGGUGAAGUGCCUUCCAGUGGGAACUUGUCAAUAUUCUCCAAUACUGGACGACCCACACCUAAAAAUGUCGUAAGAGGAAGAUAUUUGUCGGAAAUAGAGUUCAAACAAGCACACAACUAUGUUCUAUUUAACUGUGAUGAAUUACAGACGGCAACACCGACGGCCUAA
Populus trichocarpa (black cottonwood) is the source of this 787-nucleotide messenger RNA. RefSeq lists its product as uncharacterized. The record is from RefSeq and is a predicted model, not a curated record. Bases 152 to 787 code for a protein of 211 amino acids. NCBI's taxonomy places the organism in Eukaryota, Viridiplantae, Streptophyta, Magnoliopsida, Malpighiales, Salicaceae. The transcript has 3 exons.